Molecule: messenger RNA, 3165 nt
Organism: Mytilinidion resinicola
Lineage: Eukaryota; Fungi; Ascomycota; Dothideomycetes; Mytilinidiales; Mytilinidiaceae
Product: phospholipase D/nuclease
Exons: 4
Coding region: 1-3165 (1054 amino acids)
Biological process (GO): intracellular signal transduction; phosphatidic acid biosynthetic process; cell motility
Molecular function (GO): D-type glycerophospholipase activity
Source: RefSeq, a predicted model, not a curated record
AUGUCGAAUUACAACGACGACAACCUCGCCUACGGCGAUUACCACGAUGAAGGGCAGCAAGGCGAAGGAGAGAGGGGCAUCAUCGGGGACGUCACGAAGCGCUUCUUUGGCAGAAAGCCUCAAGCUCAGCAAUCGGACGUCACUCAAACCUAUCAACCUCAUCUCCAAGGUCAAUCGCCUCAAGGCCAGCCACCACCUACCUCAGGGUCCUCUGCCGGCGGAAUGUCAUUCGUAUUCGAUAAAUUGCACUCCUCGAUACAUGCCAUCGGCAAAGAAGUCAAGAACCGAAUGUCUGCUCCCGGGGACAGUCAUAGUCACACCCACGAAGCCGGCGUCUGUAGCGAAGGCACACAUGAUGAACAUCAAGACCAUCGGUUCCUGAGCUUUGCACCGCAACGAGCAAUUGGAAAUGAUAUAAAGUGGUAUGUGGAUGCCUGUGGGUAUAUGUGGGCAGUGUCAAUCGCCCUAGAGCGGGCAAAGGAAUCUAUCUGGAUUCUUGACUGGUGGCUGUCGCCAGAAUUGUAUCUUCGAAGACCUCCUGCCGCGCAUGAGCAAUAUCGUCUCGACCGGAUGCUGGGAGCUGCAGCUGCACGAGGCGUCAAAGUCAACAUUAUUGUGUACAAAGAGGUCACACAAGCCCUUACUCGUAAGUUGAUAAAUCCAACAAUACCCGAUUACCUCCACUCCCUUCUCCCUGAGACAACCGAUCCGAUCACAAGGUUCCUCACAAGAGCGGGCCUACACGUUACAUUCAAAUCGCUCGAGAAAGUAGAAGAGGAGAGUCCACUAAUCGCGCCUCCUAUAUUAGUUUGUUCGGCACACACCAAGCAUGCUUUGGAGGCUCUUCAUCCCAAUAUUGCCGUCUUCCGCCAUCCCGACCAUCUACCUGACCGUCAGAAUCUCACAUCAUCUUUCAUUACAUCCAUGCAGAACAUGAACUUCUCUACUGCAUCCUUAGCGAAGCUGCCUGUGGAUAGCUUAAAAGCCAUAUACGGUAUGAACGACGAUUCAGUUCUUUACUGGGCCCACCACGAAAAGCUUUGCCUAGUCGAUGGACAGAUCACCUUCAUGGGCGGUCUAGAUCUCUGCUACGGCCGAUGGGAUACCAAUCAACAUUCCAUUGCCGAUGCCCACCCAGGAAAUCUGGACGACAUCGUAUUCCCCGGACAAGACUACAACAAUGCGAGAAUAAUGGACUUCCAGGAUGUCUAUCACUGGCAGAAUAACAAACUGGAUAGGACGACGAGCUCUCGAAUGGGUUGGUCAGACGUCUCGCUCUCACUUAGCGGCCCAGUAGUCAAGGACUUGCAGACUCAUUUUACACAGCGGUGGAAUUUCAUCUACGACGAGAAGUACACUGUACGAAAAGACGUUAGAUACUCCAAGUUCCCCAUCACUGGAGAUCUCUCAACCGCUGGAUAUCCAUCUUCACAGCCAUCAAGAGGCAUCGAAGAGGGCGACCGUGGAUUAGAGUAUGGCAACGAGGGAGAACGAGGAUUCUCCGGUGGCGAUGACGGCGCUGAGUCGGGCAGGUUUCGACAUCAAUUCUUCGACAAGGUUGGAGAGGGAAUGCGGCGGCUCGAUCAACGAUAUGGUCAGCACGGCGGCUACCAAGGCCAACAAAGCUAUCAGGGGUCACAACAAGGUGGCGUUUCUUGUCAGCUCACCAGAAGCUGUGCUAAGUGGAGUCAUGGUGUUGCUGUUGAGCACUCGAUCGCCAACGCUUAUAUCGAGAUCAUAAGAAAUAGCCAGCACUUCGUUUACAUCGAGAACCAAUUCUUCAUUACCGCCACCGUCGAUAAUCAGAAGCCGAUCAAGAACAAAAUUGCCGCUGUCAUUGUCGAGCGCAUCAUUCGUGCAGCAAGAAACGGCGAGAAUUACAAGAUGAUGGUCAUGAUUCCAGCCAUCCCAGCUUUUGCAGGCGAUCUCAAGACAGAAGAAGCACUGAGCACUCGCGCGAUCAUGGAGUUCCAGUACGACUCUAUCAACCGAGGUGGACACAGCAUCUACGAGAGCAUUGCUCGCGAAGGCAUCAACCCCAUGGACUACAUCCGCUUCUACAAUCUACGCAGCUACGAUCGAAUCAACGCUAGCGGGGCUAUGCGCGAAGCAGAGAAGCAGAGUGGUGUGUCUUACGAAGAAGCCCGUAGUCAGCAUGACGUCGCGGUUGGCGGUGUAUAUGAUGGGGAGAAGGGUCAGGAAUAUCAGGCCUACCAACCCCCUGGAUCCCAGCCCCCGCCAUCAUUGCCAGUCUACGAGAUGGAUGCUGGCUAUGGCCAACCUCCAGCGCCAGUUCCCACAGGCGCCUACCAGCAAUACCAGCAACAAGGAGCCGCCAAGGUCGGUGGGCCUAUGGGAAGUGGUCGCUGGGACUCUGUCAGCGAAUGCUAUAUGCUCGGCGGCGAAGACAUCAGGAACGUCCCUUGGGAAGGCGGCGGGAUGGACGAAAUUGACGCCUUCGUCAGCGAAGAGCUCUACAUCCACAGCAAACUCCUCAUCGCCGACGACCGUAUCGUAAUCUGCGGCUCCGCCAACCUAAACGACCGCUCCCAACUCGGCGACCACGACUCCGAAAUCGCCCUCAUCAUCGAAGACCCCGCGCCCGUCGACUCCUACAUGGGCGGCCAGCCCUUCCGCGCCUCCAAAUUCGCCUCCUCGCUCCGCCGCCAGCUCUUCCGCAAGCACCUCGGCCUCCUGAGACCCCAGGUCAUCGACCGCCCCGACGCGAACUUCGAGCCCAUCGGCGUCCCGAACGCUUACGACUGGGGCUCGCCCGAGGACAUCCAGGUUAUCGACCCUAUCUCGGAGGAUUUCCAGGCGACCUGGAACUACCGCGCGAAGACGAACACGGACGCGUUUGCGCGGCUGUUCCACCCGGUGCCGUUUGAUGGGGUGAAGAACUGGAAGCAGUACGAUGACUACUACGAGCGAUUCUUUGCACAGGACGUGAAGGAGAAGGAGAACAAGAAGCCAUCGCUGUACAAGUGGGGGCAUGUGGUUGCGGAGGAGUUUUCCGCUGGGGAGCAAGGGCUGCGGGAGGUAAAGGAGGUACUGAGUACGAUUAAGGGGACGUUGGUGGAGAUGCCGUUGUUGUUUUUGAAGGAAGAGGAUAUUGCGAAGGAGGGGUUGGGCCUGAAUGCUUUUACAGAGGAAGUGUAUACUUAA